Molecule: messenger RNA, 774 nt
Organism: Puccinia triticina
Lineage: Eukaryota; Fungi; Basidiomycota; Pucciniomycetes; Pucciniales; Pucciniaceae
Exons: 1
Coding region: 1-774 (257 amino acids)
Source: RefSeq, a predicted model, not a curated record
AUGCUGGAUCGUAUCCACGAAAUCUGCCAGCAUGCCCAGGAGAUCUUCAAACGAAUCAAAUCUGCACCGCAGGACCUGAAUCGCAAGUUUGGCAGGUGUUCUCGAUAUUACAAACUUCUAACCGAUGAUGCACAUCGCGCUUCGGAGCUCAUCAAGUGGAGCAUCCAAUUUAUGAAAGGUUCUGAACUCAAUCUCGUUCAAGAUGCUUGGGGGGGUCAGCUAGAUCGUCUGGAAGACUAUAUCUGGGAAAUUAUAUGCGCCAUCGAUCCACGAACUAACUUACAGAUAGCGGACGAAUUUCAGAACCAGUCAAGACUUGUCCAUGCAUCCGUCAUCCACCUCGCAAGAACAUCACUACCAAUGCUCAAGUUAUCAAAAAUUUUCUAUACCAAACUAUCAAAGCGCUGGAUGAACCAGAGACACUUCUUGCCUUACAGUGACAUGUCUUCGGAUCGAAUCGAAGUUGUUGCCAACUCAAUUGGAUUCGUUUCUCAGGAUAUAGAUGCACUCAUUCAUCUCUUCUUCAAAGCUGAUUCUGACCACAGCGAGACAACUUCCCAAGAGUUCACUCGGGUUACCAGCGAUAUCAAAUCUCAUUUGGAAUCUGCUUUGCUUCCCAUAGUCGCUCAUUAUCUACCGUUGAUCCCAGAUACCGAAUGUUUUUCAUCCAAAGAAUACUACAAAAAUUGGCUUAUUACUUGGAAUACUCAGUAUAACAUCUCCAUCAACAACUGGGACCAUGCUGUGCAAAUGUUUCACAGCACUCUCCAUUAA